UAGCAGCCAAACUAGCACUGAGCGUCAGUCCAGCACCGACAGGACCAGGGCGAGUGCUGUGGCGAGGUAAUGACAUAAGCUGUUCACCUAAGACUCAGAGACAUGAGGACAAGAUUUGUAGAUGAGCUACGUGAAUGUGGUGGAUAUGCCUUCCAUGGAUGGAGUGAUGAGGACGUCAUGAGAAAAGCAGUAGGACUUUAACAUCAAUUUUUGAUCUAUAACUCAUGAGCAAUGGACUGCUUAUCUCAUUGUGGGUGCACUGACAGCGAUUUGAAGCGUUGAGGAAUAAUUUUUUAGACAGUCCACGAUGUUGAAGCGGUGGCUGCUGGCCCUGGUGGCCCGAGUUGGCCUCAUCGCGCUGGGUCUCUGCUGCUGUCUUCUGCUGUUCUACCUCCUGGCCUGUAAACCCUCACACUACGGCAAACAGCAGUCUCUGAUGUGGUCUGGAGGUGCCACCAGUAAGGAGGGAUAUAUGGCCUUAUUACAGGAGCGGGAAGACUCACACAGACAUUACAUCAAUGGCCUGACAAAGCAGAUAUCUGAGCUGAAAGAGGCCCUCCAGGACAGAACGCAGCAGCUUCAGGAGUCUCUGAAUAAAGCUAAAAGUAAAGGGAUUCUGCCUCAGGGACUGGAGAGUCUGCACAAAAACCCAACGCAGUCUGACCUCAAGGAGUUCUUCCGCUCCCAGCUGAACAAAGCAGAGGUGAACUUUGGUGCAAAGCUGCCCAGCGAAUAUGCACUGAUCCCUUUUGACACUUUCACCCUACAGGCGUCACUCAGGGUUUACCAAAUGGAAACAGGGCUGACGAGACACCCGGCCGAGAGGCCUGUGAGGAAGGACCGCAGAGACGAGCUGAUAGGCUGUGUGGAAACAGCUCUGCAUGUCCUCAAUGGACCCCAACAACAUCUAGACAACACCAUGCGCAAGACUACAUACUCCCCUUCAGACUUCAUACAGGGACUGACUCGCACAGAGAGGGACAGAGGAAGUGUUUAUGAGCUGACGUUUAAAGGUGGCGGCCCGCAGGACUUCACGCAGCUGGCGCUCUUCAGGCCGUUCGGCCCGCUGAUGAAGGUGAAGAGCGAGAUCGUGAACACGCACAGCUUGCUCAUCAACAUCAUUGUUCCUCUCUCCAAGAGGGUGGACACAUUCAGACAGUUCAUGGAAAACUUCAGAGAAGUGUGCAUUCAGAAGGACGGCAGAGUUCAUCUCACGGUUGUCUACUUUGGUCGAGAUCUGAUAGACCAGGUUAAAGCUAUCCUGGAUCAGACCACCAGAGAGACUCGGUUCAGGAGCUUCACUCUGAUCCAGAUGAAUGAGGAGUUUUCUCGUGGGCGAGGCCUGGACGUGGGUGCCAGAGCUUGGAGGCGGAGGCAGAAUGUGCUGCUCUUCUUCUGUGAUGUUGACAUCCACUUCUCUGCUGACUUUUUGACUUCCUGUCGUCUGAAUGCCGAACCUGGUAAGAAAGUAUACUAUCCUAUCCUCUUUAGUCUGUACAACCCAUCUAUUGUAUACAGCAAUCAGACAGUCCGUCCUUCCCUUCAAAAACAGCUGGAGAUAAGGAAAGAAAGUGGAUUCUGGAGAGACUUUGGGUUUGGGAUGACAUGUCAGUACAGGUCGGAUUUCAUCAACAUAGGUGGCUUUGACCGUAGCAUAAAAGGCUGGGGAAUGGAGGACGUACACCUGUACAGGAAGUAUCUUCACAGUAAGCUGAUGGUGAUUCGGGCUCCGUCUCGAGGGCUUUUCCACCUGUGGCAUGAGAAAAGCUGUUCACAGGAGCUCCCUCCAGAAAAGUACAAGAUGUGCAUGCAGACCAAAGCCAUGAGCGAAGCCUCCUAUGGCCAGCUGGCAGAGCUCCUCUUCAAAAGGGAAUUUGAGCUCCAUCUGAACUCCCAAUAACAAACUGCAGAGAGGUCUGAUGUGGACAACUGAGUCGGACUUGUAAUGUGACAUCCAUUGAUUGCAGCUAACUGUUGUUAGACUGACUGAAUAAAUUUGAUUGCUCUGUUGUUAAAACACAAACACUGAAAACUUGUAAAAACUUAUCUUACAAAUGGUGGACCU
Menidia menidia (Atlantic silverside) is the source of this 2065-nucleotide messenger RNA. NCBI's taxonomy places the organism in Eukaryota, Metazoa, Chordata, Actinopteri, Atheriniformes, Atherinopsidae. The record is from the annotation of a GenBank genome assembly.